Messenger RNA from Parnassius apollo (apollo), 276 nucleotides. The record is from the annotation of a GenBank genome assembly. Lineage: Eukaryota; Metazoa; Arthropoda; Insecta; Lepidoptera; Papilionidae.
AUGACGGAAAAAUUAAAGAAUUAUCAAGUUCUCGAUGUUCUCUGCGGCGGCACAUUCUACAAAGUUAAACACAAGGUCACCAACAACAUAUUUGCGUGGAAGGCUUACGAUUGCACCGCGUACUCCGAUGAAGAAAUACAAAAUAUCGUUAAUGAAGUGAAAACAAUAAGUAAAGUGUUAUCUGGCAACUUGCUACGCUACUACGAUACAAUUCUCCACAACGCGUCCAAGACUCUGUACUUUGUUCUCGAAUACAACUCCUGGCAAAGUGUAUAG